Messenger RNA from Rhodamnia argentea, 3678 nucleotides. RefSeq names its product protein PUTATIVE RECOMBINATION INITIATION DEFECT 1-like. Gene Ontology annotation, biological process: meiotic DNA double-strand break formation. The record is from RefSeq and is a predicted model, not a curated record. Lineage: Eukaryota; Viridiplantae; Streptophyta; Magnoliopsida; Myrtales; Myrtaceae.
AUGCGGGUUGAAGAAACCUUCGACCCAAAUAUGGGCAACCCGGAUCUGGUCGAGGUCUCACAUGUGCCUAACGGCCUUUGCCUAGGGCCAGCAAUGGGCAACGGCGACGAAGUUGAAGAAGAAGAAGGAGAAGGAGGAGAAGGAGGAGGAACAGAGGAUUCAUCGUCGCCUCCAAGCUCUUGCUCGCAAGGCCACAGAUGUUCUCUCAACCUCAGGACUCGACAUGGAGGCGCCAUUUGCUUGCUCUGCCUCUCCAACCUCCUCACCGCCCCUCGCCCGCCCACCGUCCACGUCUCCUACGCCCUCUCCCAGCUCUCUCGAGCCUUCUCCGACCCCCCGUUCCUCCGAUCUCUCCUCACCUUCCACGCCCACCUCCUCGUCUUCCCUCUCGUCCACGCGCUCUCCACCUCCGACGACGAGCCGAUAGCUUGCCAGGUCAUCCACCUGGUCAUCCUACUGUCGGAUUCCGGCCGCGAAUCGGCAUUGGCUUGUGAGUUCGCGUCUAGGGUUUCGGGCCUGCUCUGUUCUCGCGCGCUGGGGUGGAGUCGACGCCAGGUUUAUGUGCUCCACUGCUUUGGAAUCCUUCUAAACCAUGGGACAAUUGAUGUUUAUGCCUCAAUUAAAGAUAAACAUGCCCUUGUUGUUCAUCUUAUGGAUGGUCUUCAACUACCGAGUGACGACAUCCAGGGGGAGAUAUUAUUUGUGCUGUACAAGUUGUCAGUCCUCCAGCGGGAAUAUGGGGAUGGUCGCAAGAGUGACAAAAGUGAGCCUUUUGUUACUUGUAGUCCCAAGCUCAUUCAUCUGUCAUUGGAUGUCCUCUUGAAGACCCAAAGUGAUGAUGUUCGCCUGAAUUGUGUAGCAUUUUUGUCAAUGCUGGUUCAAAGAGGGUUUCUCAAAGAUCCAUAUGAAGGUUGUAUGAGCAACUUGAGUUCUGUUGAAGCUGAUAGUCUCGUACAAAUUACAGUUGAUUUAUCAGAUAUCUCUUCCCUCUGCACCUUAUUUUCAGAGGCCAUUAAAGGUCCAUUGCUUUCAUCAGAUGGUCAAGUCCAAAUGGGCACAUUAGAGUUAAUUGCCUAUUAUUUACGUGAACUAAAUUCAGUCAAGCAGUUUCAACUUUUGGUGGAAGCUAAUAUUGCGGAUUAUGUAUUUGAAAUUCUCAGGUUAUCAGAAUGCAAAGAUCCUGUCAUCAGCUCUUGCCUUGGAGUUCUUGAUCUCCUGUCAAAUGCUGGACAAGCUUUUACACAGAGACUUGCGGUUGGCUUUGCCUCUCUAAUUCCUGUCUUUGCUUAUGUUGCCGAAGUGCCGUUUCAUCCUGGUCAGUUUCAGCCACUGAAGCUCGUCCUUAGUUGCAUUUCUGACUGCCCUGGAGUGGCAUCAAUUUCACAAAGUGAACAACUAGCUGUUAUUUUGGCGAGGAUGCUUAGAAGAUAUAAUGAUGGUGAAACAGGCAUGCUUUCAGAAUCAUUCAUGCUGGUAUGCUCUAUCUUGAUGAGUACGAUGAAUUCCCCAACUUCUCAUGAUGUCUUAAAUCUAACAACGUGCAUUCAAGAGUCAUUAAAAGAUGCCAUUUUGGCUUGUCUAAGUGCCACCAGAGAGCAUACAGACCUCCUCCUGCAUUCCUUGCUUCUACUGAAAGGCUUUGCUUAUGGUUGUGGAGGUUACCCUGUCAACAGCUCCAACAAGAAUGGAUUGCAACAUUGUGUCAUCGAUAUAUGUAGACAUUGGCUAUUGCCUUGGCUAUGGACAUCCAUCAAAGGAGAAGUGGAGGAUGAGGAGACUCUCCUGGGUAUGCUUGAUAUUUUUCAUGCAAUACUUAUUCACAGCUAUGACGACCAAACUAGUGAAUUCACAGAGGACCCGAUCUCUAGUUCUUGGUUCUGCUUCUCAUCCAGCUGUCUGGCUUUAUAUCCAACAGAGAGGAUGAAAAGCCGAAUUUAUUUGAUGAUGAGUUCACUUAUGGAAGUUCUACUUGGAAAUGAUUGUGGGCAGAACAUUAGGGAUGCUGUGUCUUACCUUCCAUCUGAUCCAAAUGCCUUGCUGUUUCUGCCAGGGCAACAGUGCUCCCAUAAUAUGCAGUUAUCCUUUUGUCAAUCUGCGGCCCUCCAAAUUUUGUAUUGCAGUUCUUUGUUUGAUGAAAGGCUUGCAGCUGAUAAAAUAGUGUUAGCUUCCCUUGAACAAUUUAUCCUUGUCAAUGGGUGUGAUCCAACACGCACUUCUAUGAGUUCAUCAGCUGUUAUUCAACUAGUUGCUGUAUAUAGUCUGUAUAGGGGUCUUGCCAAGAUGAGCUACCAAAUAAUUAGUCCUAAAUCCGACAACCCAUUAAUUGUCCAUGGGAAAAAGAUUCAUGGUCUGGAUGUGCAGUUGAUUGCAGAAUUGGUGGCAGCAGAAGACAAUUACGCUGCAAAACUACUUGUGUACAUAUUUGAAGAGGUUGUCACAGAAAAUAACCUAGAGAAUGACUUGACUUCAGUAUUGAAUCUCAUGGAAGAUGUCAUACGUAUACACAGCCACGGCAAUUUUCAUUUUCAACAUAUGAGUUCAGUUGACUCAGAUGUUCUUGCUGAUGAUGAAGCUUGGGUUGCAGUUGCUUUGAAGUUGAUGGAUCACUUGAUUUACUCGGGUGACAUAGGAAAGUGCUCUACUUGUUGCUUGAUUCUGGGCAUUUUGUGUUUGGUUUUGCACCACUGAACAAAUGGAGCACUAGUGGAGGCUUCAAAAACUGUUCUUCUCAACACUUCAUUGGCAUCAACCUUGUCCAGUGCUAUUCAUGUGGCCUGUCCAAAUGGACCAGCAAUGCAUAACAUUGAUGAGGGAACAACGGAUGGAGAAACUUUGUUACAUGUGCUUUUAUUGCAAUAUUUUGCUUUCAAAAGGGUGAUGCAUUUCGGACUUCCUCUUGUCAAGCUCGUCGCUUCAUACUGUCUGCUGGAGUUGUUUAUUAGGUUAUCUGAACAGAGAGACAGCGAGCAUGAGGACCUAUGCACGAAUAAAUACUGGAUGUCACUGAUGGCUGUAUUUGAAGGCUUGUUUUUGUACAAUGAUAACAGAGUGGCAAUGAACAGUAGCCUUUGCCUCGCAAUGAGCUUAAAGUGGGUAAAACAGGAAGUAGCAAAAAUAUUCAACAGGAGAAGUAUGUGGUGCAGAAUGAUUUUGGAAGAGUUGGUGAUAUCUCUGGCAGCUCCGUCUUUAGCAUCUAAAUCUUCUACUAAUCAUCACAAGGCUGCUAUCAUCGUAGCUGUAGCACUACUGAAGCUACCUAAAGUUCCAGAAUGGCUGCGGUCUGUGUUUAAUGAUACCUUCUUGACUGGUAUACUUGGAAACCUCACAGGCAGUAACUUGAGCGCAGAGAUUUUCCUCCUAUUGCGUGAGCUGUUGAACUCUAAGCUCCUGCGUGCUGCUGAUCAUGUGGCUAACCUAAACAGGGUGCUUCAGGAAUCCAGGAGCCACACGUACGGUGGAAACCUGAAAGCAGAAAGCAAAGAGAAAUGUCUGAAGAAGGUUAUCGCCGUUGACGAUGGCACGGCAGCAACUAUCGAUUUUCUCAACGAUCUGAUUACAUCUGAUUCACGACGAGCAGAGUCUUAUGGAGGACUUCAAAUCGGCAUGGGGAGAUUGCUGGACGAUAUAGAAAUGUUUUUCAGGUCAACAGCAGCACGUGAUGUUACGAGAAACUCAUAG